UAGUCGAGUAUCGCGUAAAAGAAAAAGAAAUCUCCCCGUCUCGUUCUCGUUGUCUCCUCCGCUCCUUGCGCCGCCGCCAAGACGAGUCGCGUCGCGGCUGAACAGGGGAGGGCCGGGCGGCGAUCUCCAUCUGGCGAGCAGAGCAGCGGAGGGGAGGGGAUCCUGAGGAAAUGCAAGUUAAUAAAGAGGCACCUCUGGGGUGCCUCAAGCCAAUUUCUCAGUAUAACCUGCAAGAGCAGAGAAGCAACGGGUUUCCUGAGAAUAGUGAAAAAAAGAAUGAUAGUAUUGCAACAGAAAGAGUCUUGGAGGCAUCUCCUCUUCCAAAUCAAGGCUUUUUCAGACCCGUUCAACGGACAGAAUAUUAUGCCUAUCCAUUUAUUUAUGCUGAUUACCAAAUGCCGGGACAGCCACAACCUUACAACUUAGAUAACCAAUUUUAUCAAAUAAACAGGGACCACAGUUUUCCUAUUGAGAGUAGAGUUCAAUAUCUUCCAUUCAAGAUGCCCCCUCAAGGUUACCCUCCUGAUGCACAACUUCAGGAAUUUCAAUAUUUUGUGGUUAUUGACUUUGAAGCAACCUGUGACAAGGAGAACAAUCCACAUCCACAAGAAAUCAUUGAGUUUCCAUCUGUCUUGGUUAACAGUGCAACUGGACAACUUGAAGCUUCCUUCCAAACGUAUGUUCGGCCGGCAUAUAAUCAACUUUUGACUGACUUUUGCAAGGAGCUUACGGGCAUUCAACAAAUUCAGGUAGACAGAGGUGUGCCUCUAAGUGAGGCAUUGCUCAUGCAUGAUAAGUGGUUGGAGGAAAAAGGGAUUAAGCACAAGAACUUCGCUGUUGUGACAUGGUCUAACUGGGAUUGCCGUGUAAUGUUGGAAUCUGAGUGCAGAUUAAAGAGAAUCAGGAAGCCCCCUUACUUUAACAGGUGGAUAAACUUGAAGGUUCCUUUCCAGGAAGUGUUUGGGGGUGUCCGGUGCAACUUAAAAGAGGCAGUUCAGUUGUCUGGCCUUACAUGGGAGGGCCGUGCCCACUGUGGGCUCGAUGAUGCUCGCAACACCGCUCGCCUCCUUGCAUUGCUGAUGCACCGGGGCUUCAAGUUUUCGAUCACCAACUCGCUUGUGUGGCAAUCUGCCCCGCAGUCAAUAACGUGCCAGUCGUCCCCUGCGCACUCUCCGUAUCCCAACCAAUCACACCAUAAGCCAAUGGAAGUGAUGGGAUCUCCUGUGCAGGUUAACCCAUACGCCGGCAUCACAGUGAAGAAGCCGAUGUACUGCCACUGCGGCGUGCUGAGCCAGAUCAAAGUUACCUACAGACCAGGCCCGAUGCACGGUCGAUAUUUCUACGGAUGCGGAAACUGGACAUCCACAAGGGGGGCAAACUGUGACUACUGGGUAUGGUUGUCAUGAAAGAAAAUGAAAUCCUGCCUCCAUGCGAAAUCCGAAAUCCGAAGGAGGGCAAAGACCUGGAGCUUUUAACAAGGGAGGCUACUAGUUUGCAGUUGGUUUGGCUUGCUGCGCCUCCCUCGUCGUAUAUAUGAUAUAACUUUGCUCAUAAGACUAUUGGAAGUUUGAACUAGGUAGUGUCUAACCUGUCAAUACUGACUUCUGUUGAUAGAAGAGAAUGGGGGGGAUCAGAUGCUGCUUAGGAUGCUUUAUCCAUGAAUAAUCUUAAGUUUGUGGACGCUUGGUUUUAACUUAAAAGAUGGGACCAUCGUAGGUGUGAUUUGUGCGACAAGAUGUCUGAAGUUUGGGCUUGCAGGUUGUUUUGCUCACAUUGUGCCAGUAAGAGUGAUUGUUAGAACAGAGUAUACACACAUGCAUCAUCAUUGUCUUCUUCCUGAAA
Molecule: messenger RNA, 1842 nt
Organism: Oryza sativa Japonica Group (Japanese rice)
Lineage: Eukaryota; Viridiplantae; Streptophyta; Magnoliopsida; Poales; Poaceae
Source: RefSeq, a predicted model, not a curated record